UAUUUUGAGAUGGAUUAGUUAAGAAUUUGAUAAAUUGGUAAAUGAUUAAAAGCAUUUUUGGAGACACUAGAAAACAGAAAACAAAAUGAAGAAAACUGUUGAAAAAAAUGACGCAAGGUCGGAGUUGUAUAGUUAUACUUUGCGAUAGUAGUACAUUGUAUAUGAUUAAUGUUUAUGUUCAAAACUGUGGAUUUUCUUUUAUUCAUCUCAGAGAAACAUGUUUUUACGGUUUAUAUUUACAACUGCACAACAUGGAAAAUUUUGAUGUGUUGUCCCGGAUACCAGACGAUAAAGAACUGAGUUUAGUAGCUAACGAAAUUGGUAACGGCUGGGAGUUGCUUGCAGCAAGCCUUGGCCUAUCCACUCCUUUUGUUCAAAGACUAAAGAUUGACCACAAUGGGGAUUCAAGUCAACAAAUCUUCCAUAUGCUAAUAAAAUGGAAACAAGCAAAGGCUAUGGAUGCCACGUUCAGAAAUCUUUUUAAAGAAAUGAAAGCUUCCUUAUCAGUUGAUUUCCAUGAAAUUUGUACUAAGUUGAAAUUUCCGACCGGUGUUCUUGACAAACUUGAACAGCGGAGGUUGGUUGCCAGCAUUGAUUUUGGCACAACAAAUUCUAGCUGGGCAUAUUCCUUUGAUACGGAGUUUGUCAACAAUCCGACAAAGAUUGUCACAAAGCAGUGGGGAAAAGCACACAUUUUGAAUGACAAAGAACCUACCUCUAUUUUGAUCAGUGGAGAUGGUUUGACUUUUGAAGCCUUUGGUAAUGAUGCAGAAAAGAGAUAUUCAAAUCUUGCGGGCGAUGGCAAACACAGAAACACAUACUUUUUUUCAAAUAUGAAAAUGUUCCUUUUCACGAAUAAGCAGGUAAUCGAUAAGGACAUGAAAAUCAAAGAUACGUUCAACAAUGAAUUGCCUGCUCAAAGAGUUAUAUCAAUGGCGCUCAAAUUUCUAAAAGACGACUUGAUGAAAGAUGUAAGAAGCAGGAAUAGUACACAAAUCCACAACAAUGACGUUCUUUGGGUACUGACAGUGCCAGCUAUAUGGAGUGACCAAGCAAAAUGUUUCAUGCGGGAAUGCGCCGUAAUGGCGGGUAUUUUAAAUGAAAACCUCAUACUUGCAUUGGAACCAGAAGCGGCAUCAAUGUUUUGCCGAAAUAUAUCUGUUGAAAAAACAAUUGGGUCUGGUGAAUCAUCUGUUUCCUCAUUCAAGCCCGGAGAAACGUAUAUUAUUUUGGACGCCGGAGGUGGAACCGUUGAUAUAACUGUACACACAGUUUUGGAGAAUGGCAAAUUGAAAGAGAUGCAUACACCUAGUGGGGGGAACUGGGGCGGACGAAGAGUUGACGAGGCAUUCGAGGAACUAUUGGACGCAACUUUGGGCUGUGUUGGCAUCUUUGAUCACUUAAAACAAGGAAACAUGGAGGAUUAUUUGGAGUUCAGACGCAGGUUUGAGAUUCUUAAAAGAGAGAUAUCCCCAAACCAACAGGCUGAUAGUGUUCUUUCGUUCCCAUACAGCUUCAUUGGGCUCGUCAAGGAUACAACGGGGAAAUCGAUAGAAGAACUUAUGGAUACACCACAAGUUAAAAGUCGAUUGACAUUUGAUCAAGGACGCUUGUCAAUUAAAGCUGCAAUAAUGCAGGAUUUAUUUUCUAUGUCUAUCAACAAUAUUGUGCACUCACUGUGUGACAUUGUGUGCAAUAUUCCGCCAUGCAAAGCCGUUGUAAUGGUCGGUGGCUUCUCAAAAUCGCCAAUGCUACAAAGUGCAGUCAGAUCGGCGUUUCCUAACAUCGGGGUGAUCUUACCAAGUGAGACUGGCCUAGCAAUCAUAAAAGGAGCUGUUAUUUUUGGGCACACAGAGCAACAAAAUGGAGACAUAAUACAGUCACGUAUUGCUAGAUCUACUUAUGGACUUAAUGCGCAUUCCGAUUGUGAUCCUAAACAGCCCCAAAAUGCGUUCACGUCCGAUUCCGGAAAGAAGAUGGUGAAAAACGGUUUUGAGAAGUUAAUAGAACGUGGAAAGCCCACUAAAUCGGAUGCAUCCAGAGAGUUUUCUUUGACCCCUUUCAUAUCUGUAGACAAUAUUGAAGUGCCUCUGUUUAGAUCAGCAAAAGCAAAUCCAAUGUACAUUAAUGAACCAGGUUGCGAAAACAUUGGACGGAUUGUGCUUCCGAUUUAUUUAUCAAAUAACCUCUACAAGUUCGUCGUAGAGUUUGGAGGAACGGAAAUCAUUGUUCGUGUGGUUAAUAGUGAAACAGGCAAAGAAGUGAAGAGGUUUUUGGAUUUACCUUGCUGAAUUGUUUUAAAUACUAUUUCGAGUUAUAAAGGCUCCAAAGUGUGCUACAGGGUCUACGGUGUUUUUUUGUUUGAUGGGACACCGGAUCGUGCCAAAUAACUUGCGUUAUAAUUUGCAGUCAUUAUGAAAACAUUUCAUUAAAAUGGACACUAAAUAGACAAGCUUAGAAGUUAACAAUAUACAAGGACCCUGAGACACAGUCUUCGCUCAGUAUUUCUCUUUACAAAUAAAUAUAACUGAUUAGCAACUCAUCUCUAAUUUCUAUUUUGCUUUAUUAAAAAUGACCCUAAUGAACUGGUCUAUUCUUGGUAUUUGCCCUAUUAUGUAAACUGAAGGAAGAUUAUUUAAGCUCAUAUUCUAUCUCAUUUUGUUAAUAUUGUUGUUCCCGGACCUUUUGAAAGUUCAUGAAAAAGUUUUUCUGUUUAAUAUUGCUUGCUACACGGAAGUUACCUUUUUUGAAGUUAAAAUGGUCAUUAACAAUAGUGUAAUGAAAGUAAUAAAUAUUGACAUCUUAUGUUGAAAGUGAGUCAAUUCUAUACUUACCCCGUUCCAUUUAGAGUAUGUUGACAUACGGAAGGUUGAAAAUAUCAUAAACUGACAAAGGGUUGCAUUUGUCAAAGGUACAAUUCAGAUGAACUUUUUCCAACCCGAUAAUGAAAAGCAUAUAGUGAACCUUAUUGAAGUCAAACAUACUUUAAGAUCUUAAACGUUGAAUUAUGCUUCCUUCGAUAAGUUAAAAUGAGUUUGUUUUUCCUCACCGCUGGUGUAACGUUAUAUCCAUAUUUCUUGCAUUCAUUGAUCUGCACUUUCUGCACUCACACAAUGUCAAACAUUUUGUUACUUUGCACAUCUUCCGCUGUUUUAAGGUCAGAAUCAGUCAGAAUCAGUCAUAUAUAAGGUGACUAAUCCUUUUGAAUUGUUUAUGCUUAUAUUCCAAAAGCUAUGUUAACGUUACUUUGUUAAAGAAAUAAAGCAGAGUUUUAACUGAAAAAAUAACGAUUAGAACA
Messenger RNA from Mya arenaria, 3298 nucleotides. Its product is annotated as heat shock 70 kDa protein 12A-like. NCBI's taxonomy places the organism in Eukaryota, Metazoa, Mollusca, Bivalvia, Myida, Myidae. Bases 108 to 2291 code for a protein of 727 amino acids. Gene Ontology annotation, biological process: signal transduction. Gene Ontology annotation, molecular function: protein binding; ATP binding; ATP-dependent protein folding chaperone. The transcript has 8 exons. The record is from RefSeq and is a predicted model, not a curated record.